AUGAACAUAUUGUUUAAUAAAAAUAUUUCAUCAAAUCAUCUUACUAAUCUCAAUCGAUCAUAUAAUAAUGAACAAUCAAACAACGAUAAUAAAACUUAUGUUUCUUUAUUUGAUCGAUUUAAACGAUGGUUUCAUUCUAUCAAACAAUGGAAAUAUGAGCGUCUAUCACAAGAUCAAUUAGUAUUAAAUAAUCCUAUUAAUUUAAUAAACAAAAACGAAAUUAUGCGUGUAAAUGAUAUUCCAUUUAUUAUUCCAAGACAAAUUGAAGAUGUACGAAAACAAAUACGACCAAAUUUUCAACGAGCUAAACUUCUUAUUCUUCGUAUGGAUGAAUAUCUUGUUUCAUCUGAAGAUAAAACAAAAGCGAAACGACGUCGUCAUCAAGAUACAUCACUUGGUUUACGUGCAUUAGCUGAAGCUAUUUAUACAAUUCAAAAAAUAGCUUUUCGUGAAGUACUUAGUAUAGAUGAAACAUUACCAAUUAUUGGAAGAAAUUUGCCUGACGAUGAUGAUGAUGAUGAUGAUGAUGGAGAAGAAAAUCGUUCAAUGCAUAAAUUUUAUCGUCAAAAAGGAAAAAUUGAUCCAAUAACAGAUUUUCAUGAAGUACAAGAUUUUGUUGCAUUUGAUCGAGCACUUACGAAACAUCGAAUGGAUAUAUUAGAAAAACCAACAUGUAAACCAUCCGAUAUGAUCUAUUUAAAAUUUUGUUUAAUGCUUGAAAUUCAACGUGAUGAAUAUGAAAGUUGUUUACGUAUAAUUUUACAUGAUAUUAUAUUUAAAUAUCAUUUAGCCGACUUUCAUUUACGUUGUGAAAUACAUGUACGAAAACCAAUGGAACGUGAAUUUGUUCUUGAUAGAAUUGUUCAUGAUUCACAUUUAAAAGCAAAUUAUUCAGUUGAAUUUGUUUUAUGGUCAGGAGAUUGGAUUGCUCAACAAGAAGUUGAAUUAUAUGUUGUAAUGAAAAUUGAAUCAUUAUCAAUUAAUAAAUAUAUUAGUUCGAAAUUUUGGGAUAUGGCACAUUUACAUGUAAAAAAUAUUCCACAUGGUUCAUCAAGAAUUUUUCUUCGUGAACUUACACCUGUUAGUAGACCACAUAAACUGCUAUCACGUACUGUGAAUAUUGGUCAAGUAGAAAUUGAAGCAGCAUACUGGUCUACUUCACGUCAGUUAUCAAUUCAUAUUGUAAAAGUUACUCAUUUACAAGCGGAACGAUUACUACGAACUUCAGAUACAUAUGUUGAAAUUAUUUUUCAAAGUCCAUUUGAUAUAUAUGAUAUAAAACGAACAAAAGUUGCCGAUCGUUCGUUAAAUCCAAUAUUUAAUGAGGAAUUUUAUUUUAAAAUUCCACGAAAAAUAGCAAUUAGUGAUAUUACAAUUGAUUUAAUAUUUCUUGAAAAAUCUUCAUUACAUCAUCAUCAUUCAGUUGUACAUGGAGUGUUAACAUUAUCAAAACAUACUGAUUGGUAUCCUGUAAGAAAAUUUUGGAUUGAUUUAGAAGAAAAUCCAAAUAUAAGACUAAAAAAUCGAUUUUUAUUUGAAAGAAAUAUCUAUGAAUAA
Messenger RNA from Adineta steineri, 1557 nucleotides. NCBI's taxonomy places the organism in Eukaryota, Metazoa, Rotifera, Eurotatoria, Adinetida, Adinetidae. The record is from the annotation of a GenBank genome assembly.